Messenger RNA from Nycticebus coucang (slow loris), 9008 nucleotides. RefSeq names its product Scm like with four mbt domains 1 (gene SFMBT1). The record is from RefSeq and is a predicted model, not a curated record. Gene Ontology annotation, molecular function: transcription corepressor activity; histone binding. Bases 1219 to 3819 code for a protein of 866 amino acids. NCBI's taxonomy places the organism in Eukaryota, Metazoa, Chordata, Mammalia, Primates, Lorisidae. Gene Ontology annotation, cellular component: nucleus. The transcript has 22 exons. Gene Ontology annotation, biological process: regulation of DNA-templated transcription.
GUUCCCCAGCGCUUUGGGCCCGCGGCGCGCCCCGAGCCCCCGCGGACCCGCCCCCCGGGCUCGCUCCGGGCGGGGCGCGAACCCGCAGCCAGGGCUGGGCGCUCGGCCCGCGCGGCCCUUUGGAACUUCGGAGGGCCGAGGCGGCCGCCGCGCGGUUUCGGGCCGUCUAGCGGCUGCCGCAACCGGUGGCUUCGGGCCGCCGCGGUGAAGUGAGCGGGCCUCUCCGGCGCGCAGCUCGCUGGGAACCGCUGCCCGACCCCCGCGGACCUCGUCAGGGUUCCGACCUGCCACCGAGGAGGUCCGUGACCGUUUCGAUUUCUCUUCGUAAAGUCUGAUUUUGGAGACUGAAAAAGGCUUUGGAGAGACGAGCUGUGUCUUGGGAAGCAAGGCCUGUUCUGUGCGGUGCAGAAACGCCUUAAGAGAAGAGAAAUAAAUCCCCGAGGAAAGGGUGUAUGUUAAGUUUGUCACAAGAUGUCAGCUGUUCACGUGGGGUCUAAAACGGAGCCGUCAAGUGCAGGUCACCUCCAGAUCGUGUUGUACUCAAGAGGUGGGGAGGACGCUCAGGUCAGAAGACUGGCUUUUAUCUGGAGGGGCUGUUGCUAGCAGGUGACUCAAAACAGUGCCGCUUUUGUGAUCUUAUCAGUGAUACGGUUUUUGAGAACCAGGUAACCAUCAAGGGGACUUGAAAGGAAGUAAGAUGGAUUUUGUGAAUCCCUGCAUACGACUUCCCUUGAAGCACGUUUGAAGAUGUCAUACUUUAUUCCAUUUAACGCGAAAUGCCUGGACAUGUAAUCUAAUUUGCCAGCUGUCUUGAGAGGAUGAAGGAAGAUGAAUGUGUCUUCAUGCACGCACUGGGACCUCUUAACUGGUGUUUUGAGACAUUUGUUGAAUCCUUCUGGGCCACACGUAGAUUCAGAGUUAAGAUUUGUUUGCAGUGUCAGAAAAGUAAGUGCCUGGUGGAAAUGAAGAGACUAAGGUCAGGAAACAGUUACGACGUUGUCAUUGACUUGCUGCCGUAUCUUGGGUCUGAUAAUGGCAUUGUGGUUAUAAAGGAGAACAUACUCUUGGGAGAUACAAACGGAAUAGUUUAGAGGACUUUCAUUUGGAUCUUUGGAUGCCCGUUGAACAGACACUUGAAAUCCGCAAGUAAUCUUCAGAUCAUAGCAGAACCAUAGGCCUUUCCUUUGUGUUGGGAGGAAUAGCUCAUAUGCUGUGGAUAUGAACGGGGAGCAGCAGCCUGAUGCAGAUGCUGGCUCUGGUGUAGAAGAAGUGGAAUUAAGCUGGGAAGAUUACCUCGAAGAGACAGGGUCCAUAGCAGUUCCAUAUGGGUCUUUUAAACAUGUGGACAUACGUUUGCAAAAUGGAUUUGCUCCUGGGAUGAAGCUGGAAGUGGCUGUGAGAACAGAUCCUGAAACCUACUGGGUUGCCACCAUAAUUACUACCUGUGAGCAGUUACUCCUUCUUCGCUAUGAUGGAUAUGGGGAUGACCGGAGAGCAGAUUUCUGGUGUGACAUUCGAAAGGCUGAUCUUUACCCUAUUGGGUGGUGUGAACAGAAUAAGAAGACCUUUGAAGCCCCAGAAGGUAUCAGGGAUAAAGUGUCUAACUGGGAUGAGUUUCUACAGCAGACUCUGAUGGGAGCAUGUAGUCCUCCUGUUCCACUGCUAGAGGGCCUCCGUAACGGGAGGAAUCCUUUAGAUCUCAUUGCUCCAGGAUCCAAGCUAGAAUGUCAAGAUUUCCGGGAUUCUUUAAGUACUUGGAUUGUUACAGUAGUAGAAAACAUUGGUGGAAGGCUGAAGCUACGUUAUGAAGGACUUGGAAGUUCUGACAAUUUUGACCAUUGGUUGUAUUACUUGGAUCCAUUUCUUCAUCAUGUUGGUUGGGCUGCUCAGCAGGGAUACGAGCUUCAGCCCCCAUUAGCCAUCAGACAUCUGAAAAAUGAAGCUGAGUGGCAGGAGAUUUUGGUCAAAGUGAAAGAGGAGGAGGAAGAGCCAUUACCAUCUUACUUAUUUAAGGACAAACAAGUUAUUGGCAUUCAUACUUUUGCUGUAAAUAUGAAAUUAGAAGCAGUGGACCCCUGGUCUCCUUUUGGAAUCUCUCCUGCUACCAUUGUUAAGGUAUUUGAUGAGAAGUACUUUCUGGUGGAAAUGGAUGAUUUGCGGCCUGAGAACCACGUGCGGCGAUCCUUUGUAUGCCAUGCUGACAGUCCUGGCAUCUUCCCUGUGCAGUGGAGUCUGAAGAAUGGCCUACACAUCAGCCCCCCUCCGGGCUACCCGAGCCAGGACUUUGACUGGGCUGACUACCUCAAACAGUGUGGUGCUGAAGCUGCUCCCCAGAGGUGCUUUCCUUCGUCAAUUUUUGAGCAUGAAUUUAAGGAAAACAUGAAGCUUGAGGCGGUGAACCCUCUUCUCCCUGAAGAAGUGUGUGUUGCCACCAUUACUUCAGUGAGAGGCUCCUACCUGUGGCUCCAGCUGGAGGGUUCUAAGAAGCCUAUACCUGAAUGCAUUGUGAGUGUGGAAUCCAUGGAUAUAUUUCCUUUGGGCUGGUGUGAAACCAAUGGCCACCCCCUUAGCACUCCUCGCCGAGCACGAGUACAUAAACAGAGGAAAAUUGCAGUGGUUCAACCAGAAAAACAAGUACCAUCUUCAAGGACUGUCCAGGAAGGCCUGAAGAAUCAGGAGCUGAACUCCACAGACUCAGUUAUAAUUAACGGAAAAUAUUGCUGUCCAAAGAUAUACUUCAACCACCGUUGCUUCUCAGGGCCAUAUCUUAAUAAAGGAAGAAUCGCUGAGCUUCCUCAAUGUGUAGGACCUGGGAACUGUGUUCUGGUCCUUAGAGAGGUCCUCACUUUACUUAUCAAUGCAGCUUAUAAACCCAGUCGUGUACUUCGGGAGCUCCAGCUGGACAAAGAUUCUGUGUGGCAUGGAUGUGGGGAAAUCCUAAAAGCCAAAUAUAAAGGAAAGAGUUAUCGGGCUACUGUUGAAAUAGUGAAAACAGCAGAUCGAGUGACUGAAUUCUGCCGACAAACCUGUAUCAAACUAGAAUGCUGCCCUAACCUCUUCGGUCCACGGAUGGUUUUGGAUAAGUGUUCUGAGAACUGUUCUGUACUUACAAAGACCAAAUACACACACUAUUAUGGAAAGAAGAAAAAUAAAAGAAUUGGGAGGCCACCUGGUGGGCAUAGUAACUUAGCUUGCGCCCUGAAAAAAGCUAGUAAGAGGAGAAAGAGGCGGAAAAAUGCUUUCGUUCAUAAGAAGAAACGCUCUUCUGCAUCUGUUGAUAAUACCCCAGCAGGCUCUCCCCAGGGAAGUGGGGGUGAAGAUGAGGAAGACCCUGAUGAAGGGGAUGACGAUUCCCUCAGUGAAGGCAGUACAUCUGAGCAACAGGACGAGCUGCAAGAAGAGUCAGAAAUGUCAGAAAAGAAGUCGUGUUCCUCUUCUCCUACCCAAAGUGAGAUGUCCACGUCGCUGCCUCCAGACAGACAGAAGAGAAAAAGAGAGCUUCGCACUUUUUCAUUUUCUGAUGAUGAAAAUAAACCUCCUUCACCAAAGGAAAUAAGGAUUGAAGUUGCUGAAAGGCUUCAUCUGGACAGUAACCCCCUGAAGUGGAGUGUGGCAGAUGUUGUACGGUUCAUCAGAUCCACCGACUGUGCUCCAUUAGCACGAAUAUUCCUAGACCAGGAAAUUGAUGGGCAGGCCCUGUUGCUUCUUACCCUUCCCACUGUUCAAGAGUGCAUGGACUUAAAAUUGGGCCCCGCCAUCAAACUUUGCCAUCACAUAGAAAGGAUCAAGUUUGCUUUUUAUGAGCAGUUUGCCAACUGAGGAGGACAACCAAAGUGAGCUGGAUCUUUGAAGCACAAAUGCAGUGAAUCCUUCCACUGGCUCCACAAGUGGAGCUGGAAUAGUCCUGGGGCUCUGGGCCCUGCAGGUGUCGGCUUGUUCUCUUUUGCACUUUCAGGGAAGGAGGACCCACACUGAGGAAGCAAAAAUUGGGCAUAGAAGUGGCUCUCCUGCUGGUGGAAAUGUAGACAGAUCUUGUUCAGGAGAUUGCAGUUUUUAAAAAAUAAAAGUUGUAAGGAAAAGGCUUAUAUGAGAAGAAUAAGCAUUUCCAAUGUUGUGACCUGGAAACAAAGAAUAACCUAGGCUGCUGGAAAAAACCCUUUUGGUUUUGUUUUCAUUCUAUUCCUUCCCAUUGUAUAUUGAACUUUGUUCUCUGCUUUCUCUUUCUUGGAGAGAGAGGACAUGGCUUUAAAGUCAGCACUGAUUUGGGACUGUGCCUACGAUGGAUCAGUGCGUCAUUAUCAUUGUAUUUUUAAACUUUUUAAAAUUAAAACAGUUCAUUUGGGGGAUGAUUAUGUGGCUGUAGGGUUUUGAAUGUAUAGUCACACUUUGAUCCAUUUUAAAAUCUAUUCAUAGGAGUUCCUUUGUUUACUACCUCUGUUGAUAAUUGCGCUUACAGCCAUGUAUGAGGUUUUUUGUAUGAUGCCAUUUUUAAGCUACAUGAACACUAAAACUAAGAAAGAAGUCGGGGAGAGGGGAGGGACAAUUUUCUUUCUUAAAAACAUUAUGUGGGCACUUAUAAUACCGCUCCCUUAACUGACCUGAUCUGAGAACUCUGUUGUACUCCAUCAUUGACCCAGUUUGGGCUACCUAUGUUAAGUGGCUUUGGAAAGACAGUUAGAAUUUCAACUUAAUUGCUCUCUCCCUGUUAGUUUUCAUAGACACUUCAAUGGCUUUUAUUCUCUAGAGUUGUUUUCUACCUCUGUUUUCAUUUCAUUUCAUUUUCACCUCUGGGUGAAAAUUGGUAGAUGUUCCUCGGACCCACAGUAAAACUCAUUUCCCCUUCUUUCUAGAUGUAUCCAGAUAGAGAGUGCAGAAGCACAGCAGGGAAAAUGUGUUUUAGGGGGUGAUGCAGAGCAUGGAGUUUCUGUAGCAGUCAUCUCAGUGGCUGGAUAAAGAUUGAGAGGUGGUUCGAGAUUCUGGAAAUACCUUUGCCUUGCCACGCUUACAUUUUUCUUGAGUUAAUCCUUUAAAUUGAAUGUAAUCGAUAGUCUGAAUAUUCUCAUUUAAACUACUCAGUAUUCUUUCAGGUGUAUCUUUUGUCACAGCUCAAGUUAACAUGAAACUCCAGAUGAAUUUUCACUUGUGAUUCCACUGCUAGCCAUUGUAGAAUUAUAGCAUUUGCUGUACUGUUCCAGCCUGGAGAAAUGAGGAAAAACACAUACAGAGAUUGCCGCCUUUAGAUGUUUCACUUUGCUGAGUGGUUUUUUUAAAUUAUUAUCCUAGUCACCUGCAAAUUUAUAACCUAGUCAAUCUUCUUCAAGAUUUGAAAAUGUUUUAAAACCGCAAACUGGGAAAAUUCUAAACAAUUAUACAAAUAUAAUACUACAAAGUUAAACUGACUGUGGUUUUUUUCCUCCCCACUCCUCCUCAUAACACCUCCACUCCUGCCAAUCUGUUUUUAUGGACAUUAGCAGAUAGUCUGUCAUCUGGAUCCUGUCUUCACUGGAUAAUUAAUAAACCACCUUAACUCAAACCCUCCAACUAAAUCAUAUUAAUAAAGCAUAUACUCAUUGCUUAGGUUACUAUCAGGCAUAUCUAGAAAGAAGCUUCAAUUAAGUAAAAGUUAAUAUGUUUGAAACUUUGAGAUCCAAUGUUUAAAAAUUUGAUUAAGUCGGGCGGCGCCUGUGGCUCCAAGGAGUAGGGCGCCAACCUCAUAUGCCGGAGGUGGUGGGUUCGAACCUGGCCCCGGCCAAAAAAAACUGCAAAAAAAUUUUUUUUUUCAUUAAGAGAAGCAUUAUAUGAUGCUGGGGAACAAUCAGCAUUAAGCAGGUAGUCUUUGAGGGUGGUGAUGGUGGAAGUAAUCUUACUUAAGGUUUUCUGAGAACUGAGCAGCGAGGGCAGUAAAGCAAGGAGGAUCCCUUGAGGAAGAUCAGUGGAACAAAAAAUAUAUGGAAUUAAUGUUGAGGGCCUCAUGGUAUUGUCUUAUUUAGGAAAAUGAAAUAUAUUUCCUAUAAGAGGGAAUUUACCAAAUGUGGGAACAGCAAAUAUGUUAUUUUGUCCCUCUUUUGACUUUUCCAGAAACCACAGAAUUUAGAAUCACCUCCCUUCACAGGUAAAGGGAUGAAGAUACUGGAUGGUGAAACACAGAGCCCGAAAUAACCUCUGAUCUGGGUAGAGUUGGGGGCCAACAGGCUUAUCUGUUGUAUACCAUGAUUAUCCAAGCUCAGCUUUCUCCCACAGAAAGGCUGACUCUAACUCUAGUGGGAUUUCCUUUAGCAUUCUCCUACUGAUACAUAAUUUACUAGGCAAUUGCGUCAAAGGGGAAUUAUAUCCCUCUAUCCCAUACUCCCAGAUAUUACAUAAGAGAGGAUAAUUGGGAAUUUAGCAUAUGGCAUUUUUUAAAGUUAAAAUCUAAUUUACCUCAUAAAGUUGUUGGCACUGGGCUGUGCUGGACAGCAGUGAUGGCCAAUUUCUAUGAUGCUGAAACAGAUGUUAAACUUACUGUGUUGGGGCAAAAUGUUUGUAUGGUGCACAUAGGUGCAUGAACUUUGUUUUUUAGAGAGAUCAACUUCUUAAACUUAUGAAUGGUACAUUGUAAGGGGACUGUGUCUGGAUUUCACCUGCAGUUGGCCCCAUAUCCUUCCUGCCUGGUCAGAAAGUUUUUCAUGGCCCAUUUUUUGGACCCUUAAUUGACAAGCUUAAAAAUAUGUUAAUGAAACAUUUUAUCUUUCUGGACCUCAAAAAGAUAGCUGGCCAAUAUCAGACCGUAUUACUACUAUGUUGGUUUGCUAGAAAAACCUUGUGCUACAGAUGCAGAUUAGCUGUGACAUUUUGACAGCUUCUGGGGACUAUGCUAUUUUCCUUUGUAAGCUACUUUCAUCUUUCUUAUUUAAAGCAGAGUUGAAGUGGCUAAUGUAAGGAAUGCAAUAAUAAGGGGGGCUUUAGCAAUGUAAGUGGCUCCCAGAACACAUCUGUGUUAUAGAUAUAUGAAGUCAGAAAAGGUUACCCACCAACCUCUAGAAAAAAUGAGCUUCUUGGUAAAUAUUUAUUGUUUAUGAUAGAGGCAAACAUAGAAAACCUGUUUAGAUCUUGGCUUUUAUAUGUCUUUUUCCCUGAAGUAAAAUUCUCACUGAGAGAAAGGGCAUUGGACCAUAGUUUCCUGAGGGCUUGAAUAUAUUUUACUUGCCCUCUAGUACCAAUUCAGUCACUAAUGUGGUACCUUAAUACAGUUUAAAAUCUCUAGAAGGUCUUGGGUAAGGUAAUACUCAGAAUCAUUUCCCUCUCUCAAACCAAAAAGUAUUUCUGAGGGAACUUUUGUACAACUUCCGAGACUCUACAUGGGAAAACUGUCACAGACACGUAUUUAUUUGGCACCCAUCACCAAAGACUGUUGUAUUUAAGACACUAUUUACUGGUUUGAUUGAUUCCCACAGAAGCUCCAAGAGGUUUUUAGGAGGUUAGCUUCUAUAGUGGAAGCACACCUUGUAUUUGAACUCUGGUCCUAUAUACUGAAGAUGUUCUGUGUAUGUAUACACACUUGUUAUCAGUAGGAAAUUUGUUGACGUUAGGAAGGUGAAAGAGAAGGCAUCACUAUGAGAAAUGCAGUAUAAAUCUCGGUGAGAACCAGGUACCCUUCUUUUAAGCUUAAAAUUUAAUUUAUUUCUAGGUCUACUAUAAGUAACCACGUGUCUCGGUCAUGGUGCUGACUCAGAAACUCUGUAGGACAGAAAGGCUCCUGCAAAACCAAAAAGAAAUGUCACUUUCCUGCAAUUAUAAUUCUUCCUUGCCUUUAUUCACUUUAAAUGCUUUACUAGUCAGUUUUGAUGACUGUCCCACCCCUUUUGUGAGAAUGUGCAUACUUUGGAAACUUGAAUUUAUCCAAAAAGCUACCUAUGACUUAGAAUUUGGCAUAUGAGUUCUAACUAACUCAAUGCUUGGCCCAAAUGGAUUUGAUUCCAGGCCCACUCACCUGGGGUGUUUUCCUCAGUAUAUGUCCCAUUCCACACAGGUAGCCUUGUUUCUGAGGGCAACCUUAGGGGAGAGGUGUGCAAGGUGGUGGGCAUUAAAUGCACUGCAGACUGAUUUUCCUGGUUGUGGUGGUUAUGAAGUCUUGAGAUUUUUUGUAAGAACCAGCAAAUCCAGGAGUGGGGGGUUGGAUGGAUGUAGAAAUAGGCCUAAAAUUCCCUCUUAGUUCUUUUCUGAUUUAACACACCAUUGGGUCUAUCCUGGUGCUAUAACCUAUCACAAAGGACUAUUUAAAAAGGGAUACAAGCCACACAGCCUUGCAGGACAAGUCUUUAACACCAGCACUAAAGCGUGGACCAACCCUGAGCCAUGGGAGGGAGGCAAGCAGAGAGGCUAAUGCUAACUAGUGAGAUGGUGCCACCUUUGCCAAUGGGAGUGCCUGUUCUCAGGAUGUGUGGAAACUCAGGCCUAAAGGUUUCUGGAUGGUUUAUUCAAUCUUACUGCAUGCCUACCUUCGCAGGGUGGAGGUGGACAAAAGUGUCCACCUGAUUUGACGAUUGAGGGAGGUUACAAGGCUUAGGCAAAGUUAGAGCUAGGUGGUCCUUUAGAUCAUUUUGCAUGAAUCUCUGAUGAAGGUGGUUUGAAUGUUACUCUUGAGAAUUUAAAGGCUCAUUUCUUUUGUUCUUCCUUUCUUCCUUUUUUUCUUUGCAUAUUCUCUAAAGACAAUCAGAGGCCUGCCAGAGGGGACUCCUGGCUGGUUCCAGCACUGUCCUUAGGCCACUUUCUAAUAUUAACUCAUUGGAACUGAUGCACUUUGUUUAAUGUAUUUUGCCUUUUUUUUUUUUUAAGCUGCUCAUUUAGAACAAAAUGAAAUGCUCAUUGCAUUGUAUCCUUCUUGCUUGCUGUUUUUCCUCUUAAUUUCAAAAGUUAUGCUUUGAAGAUAAAGUACCCUUAAGGAGAAAUAUGAACAAGAAUACCUAUUAAAAUAACUCCCGUCAAGUUUGAUGGUAUAACUUCAACGGAUUAAAAAAAAUAUUUUGGAU